UCUGUGCUUCUGGUUAUUCUGUGCCUAUGUUACCCAAUGUUCUGUUCUUUAACCACCUUUAACUUUAGUGAACUAACUUAUGUUCUUAAAAUGGCUGAGAACACUAAAUUGACUAUGUUCCAUAUCCAUGCUCUGAAUGGAGAAGCUUUGGUUAACCGCCUGAGGGAAUGGGGUUUCAUCCCCAAGGAAGGCGAGUACAAGUGUCCCCUAUGUGAAACUCCACUUGUCUUGCAGCAUCGUAGUAAUGGUCCUGAUGGCUACGCUUGGGCGUGCAAUGGACGUGUUUCCAUCCGUAAACAAAAAAAACGGAAGUGCGCUAAAAGUGUAGCGUUGCGAAAAGAUACUUUUUUUGAACAUUCUAAAUUAGAAAUUAGACAAAUUUUAGGCUUUGUAUAUUUGUGGGUAGAAAAGACACCCGUUACACUUAUUGCGAAAAUUACAAAAAUGUCCUUGCCAACUGCAUCUGGUUGGGCAUCGUUUUGUAAAGAAGUCCUGUUGGAUAAAUAUCUUCUGUACCCUGAAAAGCUAGGUGGUCCGGGUUCUAUCGUUGAAAUUGAUGAGAGUAAAUUCGGUAGAAGGAAAUUUCACCGAGGACACCCAGUUGAAGGAAAAUGGGUUUUUGGCGGUUAUGAAGGCGAGACAGGACGCGUGUUUAUGGAAAUUGUGGAGGAAAGGACUCCGGAUACCCUAGUACCAAUAAUUCAAAAAUGGAUUCUGCCUGGUACUAUUAUUAUUUCGAAUUACUGGAAAGCCCACAAUUGUUUAGAAAGGAACGGGUAUGUUGAUUUAAAGGUUAACCAUUCGAUUACUUUUAAGGAUCCCGAAUCUACGUCGCGUCAUACGGAGAAUCAACUCCCGGGAAAAUUAGCACAAUAUAUUUUCCACAAAACUUGUGAAGGAAAAGGUGUUGAAAAGGCAGAGGAAUUUUACCGCAUUGCUGCAAUGAUGUAUGACCCUACCAACCCGACUAGGCAACGGGAUCCAGAAGAAAUCUUGGAUGAGUAUCCAUCAGAUAAUGCUGAUGAUUAAAAUAAUCAAAAUUCAGCAAUUUAUGAUAUUAAUAUUUGGAUUUUUGGGUUGCGUCUCUGUUCACUUCCUCGUAGUGCAACCUGGGUAACGCUAAGAACAGAGUGAAUAGAAAAUAUUGAUUUUUUAUGGGAGUAGCUAUUUGAUACAUUCAUAAUUUCGUUGUGUUUGGGUCUAGAGCAGUGUUUCCCAACCUUUUUUAUGCCAUACCCCACCUUAGUCUUUCUAAAAUUCUUAUGACCCCUCUAUGUAACAUACAUAAUUUUUAAUAUUAAAAAAUUGAAUUGUUCACUUAACCCUCCGUCGGGCGCAACUGGCCUGACAGGCACAAGUAGAAUGUUUUCGCUCCUCUCUUGAGUCUUAAAAAGUGUAGAAGUCUGUACUUCUUUAUAGUCUACUUUUUUACAUUGAUUUCAUAAGCUCAUUGCGCCCGGAUGCGUCAUAAAUAUUUUUGCCAAUAAGUCGAUUAUUUUUUUCAUCAAGUGUUUAUUUUAGUUGUUUCUUCACAUAUCACGUAAUAUUCUAUGAUACUUCUAUUUAUUAUUUUUUCUUCUAUUGAUAUCUUUUUCGUGAGAACAAAUUUAAUAUUUUAUCUGCAAAACCUAGUUAUAGUAAAAAGUCGUCUCGACGUUUUAUAUUUCUCAAACCAAAUAAAAAAGAAUUCCCACAAUUGCAAAUGUUGUUCCCAGUCGAAAAACGAAAGAAAUGUUGACGAUGUCACAAUGUUAUAACUGAACGUUUUGGAGUCAAAGGACACGGUAAAAAUGCGGUUGAUUGUUGGCAUAAUUUGUCCACAGACGACAUUUUGGAUCCAAUAGUUAGAUAUACCGUCAUCGAACUAAAGACUUUUAUUGGUUUAUUAUACCUAGCAGGAGCACUGAGAGGAAAUCGUCAAAGUUUGGAGGAACUUUGGGGAAAAGAAGGCGACGGUGUCGAAAAAUUUGGAUUGGUAAUGAAUAUCAAACGGUUCAAAACUCUGAUACGUUGUCUUCGAUUUGACGAUUUUACUACCAGAGCAGAACGAAAAGAAAUCAAUCGUCUUGCUCCAAUUCGGGACGUGUUUGAAAAAUUUGUAGAAAACUGUCGAAAGAGUUAUAAAGUCGGAGAAAACGUAAUAAUCGAUGAGAUGCUACCAGAUUUCAGAGGACGGUGUGCAUUUCGGCAGUACAUACCGUCCAAACCGAACAAGUACGGCAUAAAAUGUUUUGCCCUUGCUGAUGCCAAGACGACUUAUACGUUGAAUAUGGAGAUUUAUGCUGGGAAACAGCCUGAAGGUGUUUUCGCUGUCAGUAAUAAGCCGUGUGAGGUAGUAAAAAGAAUGGCUAAAGCGAUAUUUAGAAGCGGUCGUAACAUUACAGCCGAUAAUUGGUUUACCGAUAUAGAUCUCAUCGAUUUUUUGAAAAAGAAAAACUGAUACGUUGGAACUGCGAGAAAAAAUAAAAGACAGUUGCCCCCACCAUUUGUCUUUGUCAAUGGAAGGAAACAAUACACCAGCAUGUUUAGUUUCAGUGAUGGAAA
Molecule: messenger RNA, 2544 nt
Organism: Onthophagus taurus
Lineage: Eukaryota; Metazoa; Arthropoda; Insecta; Coleoptera; Scarabaeidae
Source: RefSeq, a predicted model, not a curated record